AUGACCGCCACGAGAAGCGCAAGAGCUGGAACCCAUUUGCCAGGCGAGGGUCCCGCCUCUCCGGAGGAAGAGGAGAGAAAGCAGAAGGAGGAGAGCAGCCGGGUCUCCACCCGAGACCGCGAGAGGCGCGACAGAGAGAAGGCCGACGACGCGGGCAGGAGCAAGCGUACCCUGACGUCGUCCAGUUCCCGCGGCUCUUCGGUGCGCGGGGAGUCGUCGUCGGGCUCGGGGAUCGGGUCGCCCGCGCCCUCGCCCGGUAGCAGCCGCGGCACGACCACGGAGCGGCCGACCACGGAGCGAUCGGGCUCCGGCGUGUCCUUCCGGGCCAUGCGCGAGGAGAAGGCCGAACACGAACGCAAGGAGAGCGAACGCGAAGAGCGCGAGCGACGGAAGCUCAACCUGCACGACUCUGACGAUGACGACGAUCGGGUCAACGGAGAGCUUAGGGCCGCUCGUCGAAGCUCGGUCGCCACCACGGUGGACGCUCGCCGCAGGAAGACCUCGGAGAAGGACGUGGACGCGCUGCGGGCCGAGAAGCGGAGAUCCGAGCGGGGCUCGUCGCGGCACAAGCUCGACAAACCGAGCACCGAGGACAAGGCCAAGGCGCGGGAGGAGGUGGAGAAGAAGAAGCGGGAGCUGGAGCGAAAGAAGAAGGAGAUCGAGGAGCGGAUUGCCAAGAAGAAGGAGGAGAAGGAGCGGCGAGACAGAAGCGAGCGCGGCUCCGACCGCAGCGAGCGCCCCGAGCGGUCGGAGAGGUCCGAACGCAGUGAACGUAGUGAGCGGGCUGAGCGAAGCGAGAGGGCCGACAGGGAGGAGCGCGAGCGGGAGGCCCGCGUGCGGGAACGAGACCGGAGGGAUCGGGAGGAGCGCGAGCGCGAGGAGAAGGAGCGGAGGGACCGAGAGGAGCGCGAAGAGCGCGAGAGGCAGGAGCGGGAGGAGCGCGAGAGGCUGCGCGAGCGGGAGGAGACCGAGCGCCGGGAGCGCGAGCGGAGGGAGAGGGAGGAACGCGAGGCCCGGGAGCGCGAGGAGCGCGAGCGGCGGGACAAGGAGGAGGCCGAGCGGAGGGAGCGCGAGGAGCGCGAGCGGCGGGCCAAGGAGGCCAGGGACAAGGACGCGGAGAGGAGCGACGAUGACAAGCUAAAGAAGACCGUCGUCAGCAAGAGAGUGCCCCUGGAGAGAAAGGAGUCGAUGGUGGACUCGUGGGCCAAGAAGCAGAUGGCGCUCCUCAAGGAGAAGAAGGACCGGGAGAAGGAGAAGAAGGACCGGGAGAGCCAGGACUUUGCCCGCGACAACGGCGCCCGAGACAGCACCAGCGAGAGCGAGGAGAGCAGCGAUGAGGUCAGCCUGCGACCGACGACGAGCUCCGACCGACUGCCGUCGACGCCCACGAGCCCCACGGCCGCCUCGGCGGCUGCCGCGGCCGCGGCCCUGUCCGGCCUCACAUCGUCGGCGUCGAUGGCGGCCACGACGAAGGACAAGAAGAAGCUCGAGCGGGAGCGCAAGGAGAUCGAGCGCAAGGAGAAGAAGAAGCUCGAGAAGGAGAUGAAGGAGAAGGCCAAGGAGGAGAAGCGGAAGGAGCGGGAGAAGGAGAAGGCCGAGCGGGCCAAGAAGGGCAAGGACAAGGAGAAGAAGGCCGCGUCGGGCCUCGCCUCCACCAAGCCCGACCAGGACGACCUGCCCCACACCGGAUCCCAGCAGAUUAUCAAAAAGGCCGCGCCGAACGCUGCGGCGAGCGGUGGCGCCUCGACCACCGUCGUCAAGAAGCCGCCCACCGUGGGUCGUUCGCGCGGCAAGGGUCCCUCCACCCGUCCGUCCCUGCUCGACUCGGCCCUCUCCAGCGCCAUGGUGCCCGGCCAGGGCGGCAGCGGCAGCGGCGCCGCUGGUGGUAGUGGCGCCCCCAAGAUCACCAGGAGCGCCGAGGAGAAGUCGCGUAUGCUGGGCACCCAUCUCAUCCAGAUGAGCGUACCCAACAUCAAGCGGAAGGGUCCGACGUUCAUUCCCGGCUUCAAUCCAUUCCCCACGAACGGCCCUCGCUACCAGCAGGCGACGGCUACCCCUGCGGCUGCUCCCGUCGCGGUGCCGGCCACCAACGGCGACGCCAAGAAGGACGUGAGCAAGGACGCCAAGGGAUUCGCCCGCGCCCUGCUCGACUUUGACAGGCCCAAGGCCAACCCCAACUCCCUCCUCACGCGCCAGACGGGCUGGGGAAGGGACGCCCGCGGCACUAUCCGCGAGGUCCCAGCGAGCCGCCGCGGUCAGCUGCAGUCGAUGAAGGCCGACCGGUUCUGGUUCUCCACCAUCAACUUUGCCAAGGCGCGCGACGAGGGCGUCGUCAAGGCCAAGGUCGACUCGCUGGAGACCCAGCUGUCGCUCAAGUGGGACGACUUCAUCGCGUCGCUGCCCGCCGUCUCCCGGCCCGGCCACAAGAAGGUGCGCGACGGCUACGACGCCGCCGGCGUCGAGAAGCUCGAGAACCAGGGCGCGGCCAUCGUGUCGGCCCUGAAGCUGACGGCCGGCACCGCACGCGGCGCCGAGGCCAAGGGCGGGCCGGAGCCCGGCAAGAAGGAGGUCGCCCUCCCGUCCUACCUGCGCGAUUUCACCGGCGACGAGGACGACUCCGACGCCAAGAAGAAGCACGAGGACACGCGCGCCAAGAAGUACGCCGUCGACAUGUUCCUCACGGCCAAUCCCAACAUCGGUAAUCCCAUCCUGCCUCUCUUUUCAGAGCUUCAA
Messenger RNA from Acanthamoeba castellanii str. Neff, 2733 nucleotides. RefSeq lists its product as uncharacterized. The record is from RefSeq and is a predicted model, not a curated record. NCBI's taxonomy places the organism in Eukaryota, Discosea, Longamoebia, Acanthamoebidae. The annotation marks the transcript as partial. The transcript has 10 exons.